Messenger RNA from Porites evermanni, 4312 nucleotides. Lineage: Eukaryota; Metazoa; Cnidaria; Anthozoa; Scleractinia; Poritidae. The record is from the annotation of a GenBank genome assembly.
AUGUUGAAAUUUCUACUCAUCGUCUGGUUUAGUAUCAGCGUGGCUGAGGACUUCAAAGUCCCAAAACCGACCACAACUCAGGCUAAAUGGCUAGAUUACGAAGUUGGAGCUAUAGUUCACUUCAACAUGCAGACAUUUGAUCGAUAUAUGAAACCAGGUAGGCACUUUGCCGGGUUUUUCUUUGAAAUAACAUAAAUUUGUUCCUAGUGCUAGAUAAAUUCAAAAGACAGGAUGGUCUGAUCUGGAUGUAACUCUGCUAAAAUAAGGCGAAAUUAAAUGCAGUAAAUUCUGUGCCAUAUCGCUUCUCUCAAGGGGGUGUAGUCGUUUGGAAAGCAAAUUUUGGCGUUUCGAGGCCUUACUGACUAGACUUAGCCUCGUACAAUGGGAUGGAACUGACCAAGGUAAUUCAAGCGUGCUUCAAAGAAAAAAAAACAAGUAUAAACACAGGAUAAUUAAAAAAGCCUGCUACGGAAGAGACUUUAAUUGGCUUCGUCCUCCGCCGUUUAAAGAAGCGCCUGAGGCAAAUCAUUGAACGUAUUCAGGGUAGGCUGUGGAACUAAAUUAUAAUAAAGAUUCGCAAUUCAAGGCCACAGAAGUACAGUCGUGACCUGCUGGUGAAGAUAACCUUCAUCACUGGGCUAUAUUUUAUGUCCUCUCAAUCCAGCAAUCCCAGGGGUUUUUUGAGUCAAUACAGACCCCGAAAAUACGUUUUAAAUUGCCCCUUACAGAGGGUAAAGUUUGUUGAUUCUCUUCUUCUACAGCCUACGAGUACUUUUCGUCGUCCUAUUCUUCCCGCCAAAAUUUCCCAAAAAUCACUGAGUGAGCCUGGUCGCAAGCUACUUCAUCUUUAUAGAAUCAACAAAGUAUGUUCGGUAAAGACACGUGAUACACACUGCAUGAAAAAUUGGAUUUACACCAAAUUUACUCAGUGCAAAUUUGGUGCCAAAAAGUGCAAACUAAGGUUAAAUAAAGGGCAAAGAUGGUAAAUACCCCAUUUGCCCUAAAAUUUACACCCCCAUGUAAACUGGCAAGCAAAUGCCGUAUUUACCAUCUUUGCUUUUAAUUUCCCCCUAGAUUGCAUUUUUUUGUACCAUAUUUACACCGAGUAAAUUGUGUAAAUCCAAUUUUUCGUGCAGUGACAGUACAAUUGCAAAUAAUCGCUUGGCAAAAUAAGUACGCAUUCGACAUCUCCCCUCCAAAAAAAAGCCUGUCUCACGAAGGAACCUGAAGAUCCGACUCGGUAGAGAGACAGAAAUUAAGCCUAAUCGCACAACGGCCGCCGUUUUUUUAUCUUUGAGCCGUAUAACAUGUCACAGCUCUCAUAAGUUUGUAUGCGGACGUCUUGGAACGUGUUGGUGUACAAGACAUCAAAAAAGUUAAGCGGUGAAUUAUGGUCAAACAUUUUGCGCUAAGAAUCAUGCGGAGAGUAUCAUGACAGUUUGAUUUACUCAAAAUGCACAACCAUAGUCUAAUAAUAUGAAGAAAAGUAAUUCUGGGUUAAAUUAGGACGUUGAGCUUUGAGAUUUUUUCGCGGAGGAAACCGAAAUUCCUAUCUGAAUAGAAUUUCGCCUUCGUCCCACGAAUAUCACCCAUGUAUACGAAAUUUGCGUCGUCGCUCUAUCCGGUCCUAUCUCAUUAUGUUUUACCACUCCGGUCUAACACGAAUUUUUCUUUUUGUCCGUGCAGCCGGCGUUGUCUUUGUGUGAAAUAGCGAACAAUAGUCAAACUUACGGUCAGCGGUCAGCAUCUGCCAUGAGUGAGUCCAAUGAAGUUCCUAACCUUUUCACACGUCAUGUUACUAUGAUAUAUAUUUCGACUUAGACUCGCAAUGGCCAUCCUAGUGUAACCUGCUCCGGGCAACUGAUUCAAAAAACGACGAGCGGAGGCUGCAAAGACAAAAGGGGAGGUGCCACCUCCCACUUCCUUAGAUAACGCGCAUCUUUACGUCUUAUUUUCGCUUAACUUCUGAACGGUUCCUACCAUGAUUUAAGAGGCUGGCACAGACUAACUAACCUGUCGAAAAUCUCGUGAAUCACAUUAAAUAUUUAGACCUAAAACGUAGCAAUUUUAAUCUUGCAUUAGGAAAAGUGGUAGCUGCAGAUGUAUUCAACCCAUGUGAACUCUCGACCGACCAGUGGGUGAAAGCAGCAAAGAGUUUUGGUGCCAAAUACAUUAUUUUUACCAUCGAUCACUUUAGCGGCUUCCUCAUGUGGCCUAGCAAAACUGAUUACAAGUACUCUGUCAAAUACACAAAGUGGAGAGAAGGCAAGGGGGAUGUUCUGUUAGACUUUAUCAAGUCAAGUAAAAAAUACGGGUUGGAACAUGGCGUGUUUUACAGUGUGCACAACAACUGGUACAUGGGAGUAGACAACUAUACCACAGGAAGCCCAGCCAGCCAGGAGCGCUAUCAAAAAAUUGUAGAGGAACAAAUGCAUGAGCUGUUUCGCGCGCAGUCUCUGUACAAAGACCCUUUUUACAUCUGGUUUGAUGCCGGUAUUGUUCCUGGUGUGAGCCCCAAUGUUGGCCCAAUAAUACGCGAUUUAGCAAAAAACUCCUUGUGUGACGAAUGUCCAACGUUUGCCGGUGAUCAAGGUUUGAGAUGGGUUGGGAACGAAAAUGCUAUGGCUCCUCUACCACACUGGUAUGCUGUACCCAAAGGAAAAUGCUCCAUGAAGACAAAUGAUGGUGAGUAGAAUUAAUAAUGGUAUGGUAUAGGCCUAUAUAGGCCUCGCGUGAGUUGGUGGUUUUGGAAAUUUCUGAUCCAAGGAUUACUAGGGUUUGGAGGCAUACUUUGUAUAACAUUUCAUUUCUUCAGUUCCUUUAGCUAAGGAUAACUAAUGAUUUCUAAAUCUAAAUCUAAAUCUUAGUUUUGGGAAUGCAAUUCGCCGUUUUACAGCGAAUACAACCGUCUAGCCAGCUAUAAGGAACCUCUAGCGGCGAGGAGGAGGAGAAACGGCUGUAUUCAGGGCAUUUGCAGAAUAUACCGUUUGUCCCUCUUUUAAUGCAACUCCGAGAAAUAAACUCGGGCCCCUUUGGUUACUCACAACAAAUUCCCUCUAAUAUUUUCCGUGAUCGUGCUGGAGUGAGGAGAAUCCUGUGUUCUGAUUGGGCUCCCCGCGUUGGUCCCGCAAGAAAAAGCACCCCUCGAUAAUAAAUCCUUUACUGACCAAGCUUGUUUGGUCAAGGUGGCUGGAUAUUGGUCUUGUCCUUUUUUUAUUGCGUUUUUAUAGACCUUGUCUUCGUCUCAGUCCAAAAACGCGCAAAAAAGAACUUGGCCAAUAUUUAGCUAUCUUUACCUCAUGCUUGAUCAAUAACGCAGUAAUAUAAUCAUUCUACAACCGAUAUCGAGGUCUCGGAGGUAGAGUUAUCAAGGCCUCAAAUUAGCGAGUUAGCCUGCGAGCAAGCUCUCAGGGAAAGGGGGCUCUGGUGAAGGAAGACGGGAGCUUGCUCGCAGGCUAAAGACAAUUGCAAGUAGGCCAUAUUCUAAACUCAGUGUGUAUCACUUUAAAUUUAAUUAAUAUGAACCUAUAGGAUGAUUAACUAGGUCGCAUUAAAUGAAAGAAAGAAGUGCGUGUUAUUCGGUCUUGUCCGAAUAAUUUCUUUUUUUGUUGUUUAUUGAUGUUCAGUUUUCAGGUCAAAUCAUUUAACAAACUUAUUUCAACUAACUUAUUUUCUCUUCACAGCCCAAGUGAUACAAGGCAAUCCAUCGGGGGAACUUUUUUGUCCAGCUAACUGCGAUACAGUGAUACGUGAACAUUUUUGGUUUUGGGAGCCUGAUACCGAAUACUCUGUAAAAAGCGUCUGUAGACUUGUACAGGAAUACCUGACAAGCGUUGGACAUGGUUGUACACUGCUUCUCAAUAUCAAUCCCGAUACCCGCGGGAAAGUACCCGAGAAAGACGUCUCCACGUAUGCAGAGCUUGGGAGAGCGAUUGAACUGUUGUAUAAAGAGCCAGUUGCGAAAUAUUUCAGUCAGAAACUCCAUGUAGAGAAGGAGAAAAAAUGGGAGUUUAAGACGUUCGUAAGCCUUAAUGGAUCUAUCGUAAUAAUGGAAGACAUUGCAAAACUCGGUCAGUUAGUCAUGAGCUACGAACUCAAGGUUAAAACUGGUGAUUGCUGGAUUUCAAUUGAUGAAGAGGGCAGUACUAUUGGUCAUAAGAGAAUUCAUCCUUUUCCAAGAGCACUAGCAGAGAAAAAAAUAUCAGGAAUCAGUUUAAGAAUAAAGAAGCUUGUAACAGAACAAAGAGAUAUAACUUUAAGAGAGGUUUCUGUAUACAAAUGGGACGAAGCUGCAAAACAAAAUCUAAUUUAA